Messenger RNA from Arvicanthis niloticus (Nile rat), 3838 nucleotides. Lineage: Eukaryota; Metazoa; Chordata; Mammalia; Rodentia; Muridae. The record is from RefSeq and is a predicted model, not a curated record.
GGUGCCGUUCCGUUACGCGCCGGGCCGUCAGUGUCCUGUCCUCCCCUCCGCCGAUGGGCGCGCCCAGCAGGGUCACGGCUUCGCUGUGUCCUUGCGGACGCGGGGUGGGCGCCCCAGAGCAAACGCGCGCCGGCGAGGGAACGGCCGCGUUCUGAGGAGAGCAGCGGCCGUGGGAGCCUCAGCAAUGUUGUGUCGAGCGGCGUGCAGCGCCGGCAGGAGGCUGGCCCCGGUGGCCGGUGCCGCGGGCUCCCGGCACAAGCAUAGCCUCCCCGACCUGCCUUACGACUAUGGCGCGCUGGAGCCGCACAUUAACGCGCAGAUCAUGCAGCUGCACCACAGCAAGCACCACGCGGCCUACGUGAACAAUCUGAACGCCACCGAGGAGAAGUACCACGAGGCGCUGGCCAAGGGAGAUGUUACAACUCAGGUUGCCCUUCAGCCUGCAUUGAAGUUCAAUGGUGGGGGACAUAUUAAUCACACCAUUUUCUGGACAAACCUGAGCCCUAAGGGUGGUGGAGAACCCAAAGGAGAGUUGCUGGAGGCUAUCAAGCGUGACUUUGGAUCUUUCGAGAAGUUUAAGGAGAAACUGACAGCCGUGUCUGUGGGAGUCCAAGGUUCAGGCUGGGGCUGGCUUGGCUUCAAUAAGGAGCAAGGUCGCUUACAGAUUGCUGCCUGCUCUAAUCAGGACCCAUUGCAAGGAACAACAGGCCUUAUUCCGCUGCUGGGGAUUGACGUGUGGGAGCACGCUUACUACCUCCAGUAUAAAAACGUCAGACCUGACUAUCUGAAAGCUAUCUGGAAUGUAAUCAACUGGGAAAAUGUUACUGAAAGAUACACAGCUUGCAAGAAGUAAAGCCCUUGGCCACAUUGAGUCUGCCAGGCCCUUGGCUGUUCUGUGGUAGUGUAGAGCACUGAAGCACUAUGACUGAGAUGCUGUAACCUUCACUGAUGUCUGUCCACAUAUGUGAUAAGCAUAAUGUUAGGAUAAGUUCUUAUUUUAAUUAAAUUUACUAUUAGGCAACUGUUGGAGAACAGUACAUACUCUGUGUGAAUUGCUCUUGAUUGAACAUUUUCAUUAGAGCCAGGAAUUGCUUGGACACUGCAACUAUCAUAAGACCGUCAGAAAUAUUCCAUCUCUAUGUUUUAGAGGCCUGUGGGAGAGUCUGUAAUCCUGUUCUACUGCAGUUAGAAAACAAUUGAGUUGCUCUUGUCUCCUUCCUGAGUUGUUUAAUGAUGAAAUAGAGAACUGAAUAGUCCUCCUUUCUAUUAAAAAUGGCUAUUUCUUGUAAGUAAUCCUCUAUUUAGUGGCUAUCACCUAGUGGUCUUUGUUUAUGUGAUCAGUUUCACAGAAACACCAUUCUUCACUUGAACUCUGUAACUAGGCUAAGGAUGGAUGGAGUUCGGUGGUAGAGCCUUGCCUGCCUUAUGCAAGGCCCUGGGCUCUACCUUAGUACUGAAAACAAGUCAACAGACCCAUCCUUUGGUUCCUGACUGAGGACUGUUUAUUAUGAAAGGAGUGUAAUGGUGCCUCUGGGUUUUCUACAGGCAGAGAUGCAAAAACAGUUAACCUUGUCUUUACAAACCAGCUGUGUGCCGUAUGAAAGUGCUCAAGGUGGACAGAGUAGGUAGGGCCUGUCCAAUGAUGUCAACCAUGGGGACUAGGUCACAGGGCAUUCUGGAAGCCAUUCAGCCCCAUUAAUUGUGUAUCUCAGGAGAACUGGACCCUGAGUGAGGUGGCACCUUUCUCAGUAGAGGCAAAUGGGUUUCUGAGUGAGGGCAGGCAAAUAGGGUAUCUUCAGAACAUUAGUUUUCAGAGACAUGUAUUUUCAUUUUUUUCUGCAGUUUCAAGAACUUACAGUCACAAGAGGGCCUUUGUGUUGUUUUCAAGGACACCCUUUCCUGAAAAGGUGACACAGUGUUUCUGGUUGUGUUCCUGUGCAGUGUUUGCAUGUGGAGCUCUACACUGUGGAAAUGCCAAUAGAGCCCUUUUGUGAGUCUGCCUUUCCACAUUUCGUCUCACCAUCUUCCUUGUCAUCUUUAAUGACUCUGUAAUCUUUAAUCAGUUGGACAUUACUGAAUAGUUUGUUUGUGUUUAAUUGUUGUUUAUUACCAAAAAGGCUGUGGUCAGCAACCCCAUGCAUGCAAAUUACUUCUUAAUGGAGCAUUUUUUGAAGGUUUAUUUUUGUUUUAAUUAUGUGUGUCUGUGUAUGUUCUGUUCACGAUGCCCAUGGAGGACAGAAGAACGUGUUGGGUCUGGGUCUCUUAGAGCUGGAAUAGUUAGAGGCAGCUAUGAACUUGGACCGGGACUGAGGUCAUCUGCAAGAGCAUCAUCUGUGAAAGCAAUAAGCACUUACCCACUGAGCCUUCUUUCCAGACCCUGGAAUUUUUUUUUUUUUUUAAUAUUGAGUUUUUUUUCUUAAUCCUAUUUUGUAAUUUGUCCCAAGUUUAUUUUCUAAUCCUCCCCUCAAGUAUAUUUUUCUUUUUCUUAACGGAAAAAUGGAGUGACUUAGCAGUUUCAAUAUUGAAGACUAAAGUUAAAAAAAACAAAACAAAAUUUAAAUUCACAGUACAUUUUGAGUGUCACUGCUGACAAAGGGCUUGUAAGAGUGAGUAGCAGCCAUUGUAUGGAACAGUGAGGCGACAGAGCAACUGAGUCACAUGGUUCCACUUAGCCUUGUUUACAAGGCUGUGAACUCUUAAACAGACCUUUUAGGAAGGUCUUUGAUGGAUGGACUUUUGAAAACAAGUCUUCAGGUCAGAGUUUAUUUUGAGCUAACAAAGAUUUGCAGAGACUACUGUUUUUAUAUAACUUUGACUCCUAUUAAGCUUCAGAUUUAAAAAAAUUCAAUGAUGAAAUUUCUAUGAGGCUCUAUCUGUGCUGUGGGUUUCUGUUGGUGAGAAUGAGGGAUCACACUGUCCGGUGAGUCUCCUCUCAGUGUGUAGACUUUAUGAGACCAACAGAUUUACAUCCGGUAGCAAAUGAGGCUUUGUUUUAGAAUAGAGGCAAGUAAAUUUACUGUUCAUCUGGGAAAGAGACUGUGUGUGUGUGUGUGUGUGUGUGUGUGUGUGUAUGUGUGUGUGUGUGUGUGUGUGUGUAGUGUGUGUGGUGUGUGUGGAGUGUGUGGUGUGUGUGUAUAGUGUGUGGAGUGUGUGUGGUGUAUGUGUAUAGUAUGUGUAUGUGUGUGUGUCUGUAGUGUGUGGGAUGUGUGUGUAUGUGUGUGUGUGUAGUGUGUGGGGUGUGUGGUGUGUGUGGUGUGUGUGUGUAACACAACAGCAUGUGCUCCAGUUGUGGCUGAACUUAACAGACAGCAUGAUUGAUUAACACUGGAGGGAAACAAGGAAGCAGAAUAAAUAUUUCCUUUGAGGUAGUAGCUGCUGUUUGAAUUAUAAUAAUAUAAUAAUUAUAAUAAUUGUGUGUUAAUUAAAGUUCAGAAAUUGCCUAUUGCACCUGAAAUUCUUGGUCUAAAGUGAGAUCCGAAUUUCUGUUGAGCACCUUUAGGAAAAGUAUAGAAGCCAUAUAGUCAGAACUUACGUGUUUUGUGUAGGUCAUAUCUAAAACUAGGUAUAAAUGCUGGGUAUUUUUCCUGUUGUAAUUUCUGUCAAACUCCUGUUAAGAAAGCUGUUAGGUACAUUUUUAAAUAAGUCACAGCAAAAAUGCUAUCCUACUGAUCCCAGCAAGCUAACAUCUGUCUUCUGAGCAUCAUGUCUGCCACCUGCUGAAAGGCCUGUAAGGUCCUGGCUAGUUUUCAUUUAAUGAUUGGUCAAAGAAGCAUUUAUUUUCCUAUUGUAAGUGCAAAGUGUUUUUUGAUUGUUAAUAAAAAAAUGUUGUCAACUAUCA